AUGACCUUUAUCGCGAUUAAUGCGAAUCCUCUAGACAUAGAGCGCCUGCCUUCACUAGGGCAGCCGUUUGAGGCGAUCUUGUGGAUCAUCAUUGUGUUGUGCUGCUUUGGUGGCUUCAUCUGGCAGUUCGUUACACUUUUCACCAACUAUCUCGCUUAUAGAGUCAAUACCGAGACGGAGCUACAAUUCUCGGAUCGUGAAUUUGCCACGGUCACGUUGUGUCAUCUGAAUGCAUGGAAGAAGGACGAGAGUGGUGCAGCCAUCCCCAAGAUGAGAGAACUGAUAGAUGCAUAUCAAUCGGGCGCCGCUUACGCCGACUACGGUUUCAGCAAUCGUUUUGAUGGUAAGCGUCAACAAAGUGCAACUAAAUUCACAGCUCUGAUGAGCGAGAUUCUCUACUCGUCCAGUAAACUACCG
Haemonchus placei is the source of this 417-nucleotide messenger RNA. Lineage: Eukaryota; Metazoa; Nematoda; Chromadorea; Rhabditida; Trichostrongylidae. The record is from the annotation of a GenBank genome assembly.